Molecule: messenger RNA, 2909 nt
Organism: Amphibalanus amphitrite
Lineage: Eukaryota; Metazoa; Arthropoda; Thecostraca; Balanomorpha; Balanidae
Product: beta,beta-carotene 9',10'-oxygenase-like
Exons: 1
Coding region: 402-2006 (534 amino acids)
Biological process (GO): carotene catabolic process
Molecular function (GO): carotenoid dioxygenase activity
Source: RefSeq, a predicted model, not a curated record
GUGGAGAGUGUGUGUGUGUGUGUUUGACGGCCGCUGUGGCCUGCCGUGGCUGCGCUCGCCGGCGUGGUAAAAACACGCUCGUGGCAGGAACUUUCGCCGGCGCCGCGGCUCGGCCGGCCGGCAGUAGUGCUGCAGGACCGGAGCGGAGAGCACCGCCCGCUGUCACGGGCCGCGUGCACCGCGCUACUGAGACGGAGGGCUGCCGCGGGCUGUGGGUGAGAGCGGCCCGACCUGCCGCACGCUGCCGUCCCGUGGUGGAGCGCCGGCCGUUCAGUGUGUCUGAGGAGCACCGGCUGACCAGUCCUGUGUAAAGUGUUCACCGUCCAGCCCAUCUGAGCAGCCCCGCCGCCCAGCUGAGCGCCGCUACUCCCGUCUACCUGAGGAGCAGCCAUCUGUUCAGUAUGGACGUGCCGGGCCUCCCUGAACUGCUGUAUGACGCCGAGGAGCAGCUGGAGCCGACUCCCGGUCGGACCGUGUCCGGAGAGGUCCCCAGCUGGCUCUCUGGCUCGCUCUACCAGUCGGGACCGGCCAAGUUUCAGCUGGGUGACGGUUUCUCGGUGAACCACUGGUUCGACGGUUUGGCCAUGGUGUGCAAGUUCGCGCUGAGUGACGGCCAGGUAACCCUACAGAAGCGCUUCGUCCAGUCGGACGCCUACAAGAAGGCGACCAAGUACAACAAGACCAUCUACACCGAGUUCGGGACGCGCGCCCACACGGAUCCAUCUCGUGGCUUCUUCAGUCGCCUGGUCUCCUCCAUCCUGCCCACCGACAUGACCGACAACAACUUCAACAACGUGAUCCACGUCAACGGGCAGCUGUUCGCCGCCUGCGAGACCACGCUGGUGAGCCGGAUCGACGCCGCCACGCUGGAGACUCUGGAGAAGGUGGACCUGUCGCAGUCACUGGGGGUGAACCUGUGCUGCUCACACCCGGUCACCGACCGCGACGGCUCCGUCUACACGCUGGGGGUCACCUUCAUCCCGGGCUUCCGCUACCAGGUGAACCGGAUCCCGCCGGCGCCGGCCGCCGCCAACGGGAAGCAGGCGUUCGCGGGCGCCCAGCGCCUGCUCUCCAUGCCGUCCUCGUGGACCACCGCCUACUCGUACUACCACUCGUUCGGCGUCACCGCCAGCUACAUCGUGUUGCUGGAGCUGCCGCUGCUGCUCGUCCUCUCCAAGGUGAUGACCAUGGUGGUGAAGGGCCUCGCGCUCAAGGACUGCAUCGAGUGGCAUCCCGAGCACCGCGUCAAGGUGCACCUGGUGCACAAGGCCGAUGGAAAGCUCGUCAAGACAAAGUACAUCACCGACGUCCCCUUCUUCCAGACGCAUGUGUGUAACGCCUUCGAGGAGGAUGGCACCGUGAUGCUGGACCUGAUCACCAGCGAGGGCCCCAGCGUGAUGGAGGCCUACUUCCUCGACAAGCUGCGCGAGGGGAAGCUGUACAAUGAGCAUACCAUGCGCGUCACGCGGCUCGCCAUCCCCGUGCUGGAGGAUCUCAAGACGGCUCCGGAGAACGUCAACCUGGUCGGCUCUGACAGCACACGCGCGCAGGCCGUACGCCGAGGGGACACGGUCACCCUGAGCCUGGACCUGUUCCCAGAGGAGGGUGCCGAGUACCCGACCAUCAACCCGGCGGUGCGCGGCCGGCCCUACCGCUACCUCUACGCCACCGGCGGCUUCGAGCAGGGUCCGUUCCGCAGCGCCGUCGGCAAGCUGGACACGCACUCCCGCACGUGGCAGUUCUGGCGCGGCGAGGAGGGCACGUUCCCGUCGGAGGCGACGUUCGUGGCGCGGCCGGGCGGCGGUGGCGCGGCGGAGGACGCCGGGGUGCUGCUGACGGCGCUGCUGGGAGCCGGACGGCGGCCCGAUCGGUUCAUGGUGCUGGACGCUGGUCGGAUGGAGCCGCUGGCCUGUGUGGAGUUCCAGAGCCGCGUCCCUGUCAUGGUUCACGGCACGUGGGUACCGACAGAGAACACGAACGAGGCCGAUGGUAGGGAGGGGAAGUAGGACAAAGACAGGGGUGGGAGGGAAUGGCCUGUUUCCGAGCGGGAGCUCGGUGGGCGGGGGGUCGGAAUGAGAUCAAUCAAAACCCAUUGAGGCUCUUUAGAGUCUAGUCUUCUCCGCCGCCCUUGUUGAUAGUUCGGGCACGGCUUAUGAUUUUUGGGUUCGGAUAUACAUAUCCUGCAAUUCUAAUAUUGCGAAGCAUCCGAUGUAAUGAUACUUGAUGCAAUGUCAAGAAAGUAAAAUUGAUUUUGUAGUAGGAUCCGACAAUGAUACUGCAUCGCAAGUGAUGCCUGACAGAUAAUCUAACUCAGGUCUCCAACCAAACAAAUGGAGGAGUGCAUAUGUGUUGCACUAAAAAAGCGGGCCAGUACCAAGUAUAUAUGUAGACGUCAAGUGAUACUGAUACUGUGUAAACCAUUAAACGACGAGGUUUACAUAUGAAAUAGUUUUUUAAAUUUUAACCUUCCGCAAUAUUGGUCUCACACUCAAUCCUCAAUACCAAAACGCUUUUAAAUACCUCAUAUUUAGACAUUACGCGGAGCGGAUUAUGCAUUUAUGUUCUAACUUGCAUAAGAGUCCGUUUGUCGUUUGAUAAUGCCUCAUUAUUGGGAAGUGAAUGUCUCGAACAGCGAUGCUGCUCACAUGUUCGAGAUCUAUGUCUACCGUAUAGUCGUUUUUGGUGCAUUGUAUUCAAGCUGCUGUAUGUUGUCCGAAUAUAACCUACCGUCUUCCCUCGGCGAUAUACAGUUUCAAAUGCACGCUACGGGGUGUGCCUAGCCUAAGUAACUUAUUCGCAGGCAUUGUGGAUACCGCAUUGUAUUGUGGGAAUUUUGACGCUCCCAGAGCCACGCUUUUCGUUUGAGAUACGAAAAUGACCUGUAAGCAAUAUACAUUCUUACCUACCUA